Molecule: messenger RNA, 913 nt
Organism: Nilaparvata lugens (brown planthopper)
Lineage: Eukaryota; Metazoa; Arthropoda; Insecta; Hemiptera; Delphacidae
Product: neuroligin-4, X-linked-like
Biological process (GO): modulation of chemical synaptic transmission; chemical synaptic transmission; synaptic vesicle endocytosis
Cellular component (GO): postsynaptic membrane; cell surface; synapse
Molecular function (GO): signaling receptor activity; neurexin family protein binding
Source: RefSeq, a predicted model, not a curated record
AUGGAUAUUAAGGAUAUAUGGACCUUUGAUAUGAAGAAGAUCAAAGGUGGUGUUGGAGGCGGCAUCGUUGGUGGUGUGGAUCGUGAGGUCGAUGGCCUCGUGGGGCGGCGGGCGGGUGCCAUGGGAGGCGGCUGCGUGAGGUGGCAGGGCCCGGGGGCGGUAGCGCUCUUGCUGGUUGUUUGCGCGGCGCUGUUGCCGGUUUGCCUGGAGGCGAGCCUCGAGGCGUUCAAGUACAGUACGCGCCUUGUGCGGACCAAGUACGGGCCGCUGCGAGGCCUACUGCUGCAACAGCCGCCCGUCGAGGCCUUUCUCGGCGUGCCGUACGCCACUCCGCCCACGGGCGCGUUGAGGUACAUGCCACCGGUGACACCAUCGAUGUGGCGCACGCCGCGACUGGCGGACGCGUUCUCGCCGGUGUGUCCGCAGCGGCAGCCGGACAUUAGUAACCGCAGCGAGGCGUUGCUAAGGCUGCCGCGCGGCCGACUCGCCCACCUUGAGCGGUUACUACCGCUCCUGCUCAACCAGAGUGAAGACUGUCUCUAUCUCAACAUCUAUGUGCCCAGAACAGGUAGCCCGAGCGACCACCAGGGUGCUAUACCGUGCCUGCUGUACGUUCACGGCGAGUCCUACGAAUGGAAUUCGGGCAACCCGUACGACGGCAGCGUACUCGCCAGUCACGGGCACAUCAUCGUAGUCACUAUCAACUUCCGUCUCGGAAUAUUAGGUUUCCUAAAGACUGGUUCGCGAGGGAGCGCUCAGGGCAACUUUGGCCUGAUGGAUGUGGUGGCUGGUCUGCAUUGGCUGAGGGAGAAUCUGCCCGCCUUUGGCGGGGAUCCGGAGAGGAUCACCCUCAUGGGUCACGGCACGGGGGCAGCGCUGGCCAACUAUAUUGCUGUGUCGCCUGUGGCCAAAG